This is a messenger RNA of Planococcus citri (citrus mealybug), 1858 nucleotides long. RefSeq lists its product as uncharacterized. The transcript is spliced from 7 exons. Lineage: Eukaryota; Metazoa; Arthropoda; Insecta; Hemiptera; Pseudococcidae. The record is from RefSeq and is a predicted model, not a curated record. The coding region runs from base 176 to 1180 and encodes 334 amino acids. Gene Ontology annotation, cellular component: endoplasmic reticulum. Gene Ontology annotation, molecular function: adenyl-nucleotide exchange factor activity.
GAAAUCCCAAAAAGAAAACUCGUAAAUAGAAAUUCUAAUUCAGAAAAUCUGAUGAUUGUUGAUCUUUUUUUUCUAAAAACGAGUGAAUUAAUAAUCAAGUUUUGCCUGUAAUAAUCAAUUCUUAGUUCAAUUUUUGUGCUAUUCAUCGUAAAAGAAUACUACUUGAUGUAUCAAAAUGACUAGCGAAAGAAAUCAAUCCGAUGAAAACGUCGUCUCAGCCGGCGGAUCAGGCCCAAGUACUGCUACUUUGCAACAAAUGUUAGCUAUAUCUACUUCUCUGACUAACGAACAAAAUCCAAACCCUACCGGACCUGUGGAUAAAGAUAGGAUGAAAUUCUUCUUCGAAAGCCUUCAAAGCAUCCAAGGCAGUUACCAAGAUGAUAUAGAAGUAAUCAAGCACAGUUUAGCCGAACUGAAAAGCUGGUCUGGUGAUAAUUCGUCGCUGGAAAGUUGUACUUUAGCGUUACAGAAUAUCAUGGAUCUCGUCGAUCACAUAGACGUAGCAUCAGAUUUUAUGAAAUUGAACGGGUUUGCGGUGGUUAGCAGAUUUUUAAGUGUUGAUGAUCCAGAAGUGAUUAGAAUGUCGGCUGAAAUUAUCGGUAUUUCGUGUCAGAAUCAUCCUCUGUGUCAGAAAGCUGUCGUAGAUCAUCCUAAAAUAUUCCCCGAUUUGUUCUCUGUCUUGCAGUCGAGUCAGUUGAAGGAUGGUGUUAAAUUGAAAGCUGUGUUUGCCCUAUCUUCUUCUAUUCAGAAUAAUCCUGCUGGCCACGAUAAGUUUAAGAAAUUGAACGGCUAUGACGUAUUCCUAAGUAUACUAAAAACUGCCGAUAUUCCUCUAAGGUUGAGAAUAUGCUUCGUAUUCGACUGCUUGUGUUCGCAAUUUCCCGAAAUCAAAUCUAACUUGCUCGAGAAACAUUACGUCAAUUAUUUAGUCGAAUUAUUGACUCUGAUUCCUCUCGAAGAACCUAAAGAAACAGUACUUAACGCGAUGCUGACAUUUAUCGAAGGAUUUUACGACGCUAUAUGCGAAUGUAAAAAAGAAGAACAUAAUUUGAAACCAAUUCUCGAAUACUUGAUCGCUCACUAUAAAGAUGAAGUAGUUGUUGAAAAAGAAAAAGCAAUCCGCCUCAAAGAAGAACUCGAUCGGUUCGCGCCUGAAGGGGAACCAAACUUGAAAAAAUAACUCGUCGUAUCGAUUGGUCGGACGUUUUAAGCGUGUUUUCGAUUUUAUCCUGUGCCGAGGUGAUAUAUAAUUUGUUUUGCAUGAGACCAGCAUGUUGACCGAAUGUAUCUGUAUCUUGGUUUCAAGACUCGAAUUCCUCUUAAUCUGUCUUUCUUCUAUUUUUUUUCUACUGUAUUAUUGUUCUGUCUCGGUUCUAAGAUAAGUUACGUAGAUACGUAGUAUUUUGUUUGAUUGUUGAAACUGUGUGUUUGACGAAAAUACAGAGCUGCCACCUCAUUCCUUCAAUAAACACUACAUUCCAACAUGAAGAAAACACUAAAAAGCACUUGGAUGCUUUUUUGAUCCAAUUACAUAUUUCCUAUGGACACCUGGAAGGGGGGGGGGGUCGAAAAAAUAAUAAUUUUUCAAGUAGGAUUUCGUUGGUAAAUUAACGAUUUUUCUGAUGAAUUUGAUGAUUUUACCCAGGAAUUUGAGGAAAUUUGAUUAAAAACAGCUGAUCAGAAAUCCUUCGAAAAAAUAAAAAGAUCAACUUUUUAACAGCAGUCAAAAAAACACCAGAUUUAGUGAAAAUGCACUGGGGUUGGCAGCUCUGCGAAAAUAACCGACUGGAAUCGGAAAUACAUCUGUGUAAUAUUUCAAUAUUUUGUAAAAAGAGUAAUAUACGUGUUUAUAUUUUAA